AUGGCUACCUUUAGCUCCGAAGAAGUGCGAGCCGCAAGAGAUGUAGGCACAGGCGAUGUCAAGAUCGAUGGGUCCCUUGAAUUUGUGCACGAAGUUGGCGGCAACGACUCGAAACCGUCCUAUCAGGAAGCGUCAGGCGCCCCAGUUGAAAAUAUCUCUCCUCUCGGGACGCACGUAGGAUGGCUCACGACGAUAUUUUUGAAUAUUGGUCAGAUGAUUGGGACUGGAGUCUUUUCAACUCCGGGUUCGAUACUCAAGGGAGUUGGCUCAGUCGGAUUGAGCAUGAUUUUUUGGGCAAUCGGUCUUCUUAUUGCUGGCUCGCAACUCGCUGUUUACACAGAGUUGGCUAGCUACUUUCCCAAUCGCUCCGGGGCUGAGGUCGUGUACCUCGAACAAGCUUAUCCGCGACCAAAGUACCUUCUGCCAACUGCUUUCGCUGUUCAAUCUGUGAUACUUUCGUUCAGUAGUAGCAAUGCUAUCGUGAUGGCUCAGUACCUCUUCGCGACUGGCGGUUAUACGCCAUCCGCUUGGGAGCAGAAAGGCCUUGCCGUGGGCUGUAUUACUUUCAUUAUCUUAUUGGUCAUAUUUAGCACCAAAUGGUCGCUUCGCCUCUCGAAUGCCGUUGGGAUCAUAAAGAUCAUCACUUUAGUCUUUAUUAGUAUAACUGGACUCGUUGUUCUGGGGGGACACACAAGAAUCAAAGAUCCACACGCCAACUUCCGGGACUCCUUUUCAGGAACCACGGGCAGUGGAUACGGGUUGGCAAACGCGUUGGUCAAAAUCAACUUUGCUUAUUUUGGCUUCACAAACGCAUUCAACGUAGUGGCUGAGGUCAAGAGACCAAUCCAAACCCUCAAGAAAACAGCACCUGCAUCCCUCCUCGUAGUGGCCAUUCUCUACAUUCUCUGCAACAUCGCGUACUUUGCAGCAGUACCGAAAAAGUCCAUCGCAAGUUCAAAACAACUGGUCGCCUCACUAUUUUUCACAGCUGUCUUUGGUAAUAAACAUGCCUCUAGAGCACUUAAUUUCUUGAUUGCACUUAGUGCAUUUGGCAACAUCAUCUCGGUCAUCAUCGGGUCCUCUCGAAUCAUUCGAGAGUGCGGCCGCCAAGGAGUCCUCCCCUGGCCAAGAGUCUGGGGCUCCACUCGUCCGUUCGGGACGCCCCUCGCGGCAUAUGGUUUGAAAUGGGGUUUGACCGUACUCAUGAUCGUCGCGCCACCCGCUGGAGACGCAUUCAACUUCAUUGUCGAUCUCCAGUCAUACCCAUCGAACGUCUUUCUCUUCCUCACAACGUUCGGGCUGUUUCUCAUCCGGCGCAGCCGUGCGAGGAUCGGUAUCGAGAGGGCGGAAUUCCGAACCUGGAAUGUGGCCAUUCUCUUCUCCCUGGCUGUCAAUAUUUUUAUCCUUAUUAUGCCAUGGUUCCCACCUACCGGAGGCCGCUACGGAGGCGACGUUUCCUUUUGGUACGCUACGUAUUGUGCUGUCGGGGUUGCUAUUCUCGCUCUCUGUGGCAUCUACUACGCCUUCUGGAUCUACAUCAUCCCCCACUUUGGGAAAUAUCGCAUUCGCCAAGAGCUGGUACAGCUGGAUGAUGGAAGCGCCAAAGUACAUCGCCUGGUCAAAGUACCACUUGCGGACCUGGGAACUUGGGAUGCGGAGCAUGAUGUUCUCGGGCAGAAAUUACAGGACUUUGCUGGAUCCGAAAGCGAUGGUGCUGAGCGCGUAAAGAUCUCAAAGGAAACAUGA
Molecule: messenger RNA, 1746 nt
Organism: Lachnellula hyalina
Lineage: Eukaryota; Fungi; Ascomycota; Leotiomycetes; Helotiales; Lachnaceae
Product: High-affinity methionine permease
Exons: 7
Coding region: 1-1746 (581 amino acids)
Biological process (GO): amino acid transmembrane transport
Cellular component (GO): membrane
Molecular function (GO): L-amino acid transmembrane transporter activity
Source: RefSeq, a predicted model, not a curated record